Molecule: messenger RNA, 860 nt
Organism: Macaca mulatta (Rhesus monkey)
Lineage: Eukaryota; Metazoa; Chordata; Mammalia; Primates; Cercopithecidae
Gene: STX10
Product: syntaxin 10
Biological process (GO): intracellular protein transport; Golgi vesicle transport
Cellular component (GO): membrane
Molecular function (GO): SNAP receptor activity
Source: RefSeq, a predicted model, not a curated record
AACCAAGAUGGCUGCAGAGAGGGCGGAAGUGUCCGCACGUCCGGCCUCCGAGGCCUCUCUUUCUGCCCUGGCGGUCCCGCUCUCGAUGGUGGCGUGACGGGGGGCGGGGGUGGUGGCGCGUUCUCCUGGGUUGGGAGAGAACCAGCCCGCGAACCCAGGCCGGGAGGGGGUUUCGGCCUGGGGGGAAGGGGAUUGACAUGUCUCUCGAAGACCCCUUUUUUGUAGUCCGAGGCGAGGUGCAGAAGGCGGUGAACACGGCCCGCGGGCUAUACCAGCGCUGGUGCGAGCUUCUGCAGGAAAGCGCGGCGGUCGGACGCGAGGAGCUGGACUGGACGACCAAUGAGCUACGGAAUGGCCUGCGCAGCAUCGAGUGGGACCUCGAGGACCUGGAAGAGACCAUCGGUAUAGUGGAAGCCAACCCAGGCAAGUUCAAGCUCCCGGCCGGGGACCUGCAGGAGAGAAAGGUGUUCGUGGAGCGGAUGCGAGAGGCAGUCCAGGAAAUGAAGGACCAUAUGGUCAGCCCAACAGCCGUAGCAUUUUUGGAGAGGAAUAACAGAGAGAUCCUGGCAGGCAAGCCAGCUCCCCAGAAGUCACUCAGCGACCUGCUGGAUGCCAGUGCAGUCUCGGCCACGUCUCGCUACAUCGAAGAGCAGCAGGCCACACAGCAGCUGAUCAUGGACGAACAGGAUCAACAGCUGGAGAUGGUGUCUGGGAGCAUCCAGGUUCUGAAGCACAUGUCCGGCCGCGUUGGGGAAGAGCUGGACGAGCAGGCAUGCUGGAUGCCUUCGCCCAAGAGAUGGACCACACCCAGUCCCGCAUGGACGGGGUCCUCAGGAAGUUGGCCAAAGUAUCCCACAUGA